AUGAGGAAGCUCGGGUUCCACGAGAGGAAGCUACUGAAGAGGACCAACUUCCCCGAGUACCCGCGGGAGGGCGGCCACCGCGAGGCCGCCGUCACGCAGCGCUACAUCCUUGUCGAGAGGGACGACUACAAGAAGUACAAUGGGAUCUGCUGCAUGACGCAGAAGCUCGUGAACAUCAUAAAGCAAAUGGAUCCCAGGGACCCUUUCAGGAUCGAGAUGACGGACAUGCUGAUCGAUAAGCUGUUCAAUAUGGGUGUAAUUCCAACCAAAAAGAGCUUGGUCAAUUGCGAGAAACUUUCAGUGAGCGCCUUCUGCAGGCGUAGACUCGCAACAGUUCUGGUGAAGCUCAAGUUUGCGGAACACCUUAAAGAGGCUGUCACCUACAUCCAACAAGGGCAUGUGCGUGUAGGCCCAGAGACGGUCACAGACCCAGCCUUUCUUGUAACGAGAAACAUGCAGGACUUCAUCACCUGGGUGGAUACCUCGAAGAUCAAGAAGAAGGUCAUGGAGUAUAACGGUGCAUUGGAUGAUUAUGAUGCCAUGAUUUGA
Lolium rigidum is the source of this 549-nucleotide messenger RNA. RefSeq names its product U3 small nucleolar ribonucleoprotein protein IMP3-like. Gene Ontology annotation, cellular component: Mpp10 complex; small-subunit processome; small ribosomal subunit. Gene Ontology annotation, molecular function: structural constituent of ribosome; snoRNA binding; rRNA binding. The record is from RefSeq and is a predicted model, not a curated record. Bases 1 to 549 code for a protein of 182 amino acids. Gene Ontology annotation, biological process: rRNA processing. The transcript has 4 exons. Lineage: Eukaryota; Viridiplantae; Streptophyta; Magnoliopsida; Poales; Poaceae.